AUGAAUCGAACAAAUGACAAUAGUCGUGUUCUUAAAAUCAUCGUGAUUUUGGUGUUGAUUGCAUUCGAAUUGUGUCAAGCACAAAAUGGUUACAAUGUGAAUGGAGUUUGCCCGCCGCAAGAAUUGAUUUUGCCUUGUCGAUGUUCACAGAAAGGUUCGGAAAUUCAAAUCUGGUGUUCACAUUCUGAUUUGCCUCGCGUUCUUAAUGGAAUCAAAUCAACUUCAAAAGCUUUAAAUCGACCGAUUGAUGAGUUGAUACUUGAAAAUAAUUAUUUGCCGUCAUUACCGGGACGUGCCUUUGCUCAACUUCAAAUCACUCGUCUUAUGUUACGUCACAAUGGAUUAGAAAGGUUAUCAGCUGGUUGGUUAACCGAUAUGGAAGCUCAUCUUGUGGAAAUCUUCAUCGUUGAACGUGGCUUAAGAAGCGUUCCUGUCGACAGUUUAUUUGGCAUUCGAAAUCUUGAAGCAAUCACAAUUCAAAGUGAAAGUUUAAAAAGAUGUCCCGAAUUUUCUGGAUUGCCAAAGCUACGCUAUAUCAACAUUGAAAGUGAAUCGUUAAUUGAGUUGUCACCUCGUGGAAUUCGCGAUCUUCCAAGCGUUGAAACGAUUUCAAUUAUUCACAGCAAAGGAUUAUCUCGAUUAGAAGCGGGAUUGUUUGUGAAUCUUCCAAAACUGAAGUCAAUAAACUUGCAACACAAUGGAAUUGAAUGGAUUCAUUUGCGAACCUUCUCGUCAGAUUUAAAAGCACUUCAAACACUUGAUUUGAGUUAUAAUCAAUUAACAAAUGCCGGAAUGAUUGGACGAGCGAUUAAAGAUAUUCAAAAUCUUGAAACUCUUCAUCUCAAUCAUAAUUUCAUUGAAGUUUUAUCAGAAGCAAGCUUCGUUGAUCUUCCGAGUUUGAAAGAAUUGAGAUUGAAUGAUAAUUUGAUUCAAGAACUUCGUCAUGGUGCUUUUCAUCGAGUUCCAUCAUUGAAGAUCGUUCACUUGGAAAAUAAUCAACUUCGACAUGUUCAUCCUGAAUCAUUCUUGAUGUCAUCUGGUCGAGGUAUUGAAACAAUUCAUCUUCAGUUCAAUGACAUUCAAAGAAUAGAAGAAGUUCGAUCAGUUCUCGACGCUCUUCCAACACUUCGCUAUCUUGAUUUGAGUGACAAUAAAUUGACAGAAAUUCCUUUUGGAGCAUUGCGUGGUCACGGAACUUUAGAACAAUUACAUUUGAAUAAUAAUUAUUUGAGAUUAAUUGAACGAGAUGCUUUAAUGGCGAUGCCAUCGCUGAGAGAAUUGAGAUUAAGGAACAAUAGUUUGACUGAUUUAUUGCCGAUGCCUUUUUGGAAUCUUCCAGCAUUGAAAGGUCUCGACAUUUCAUUCAACAAGUUUCGUCGUCUUGAACCUGUUUUUCUUGCCGGUCUUCCAUCCAUUAGACGUUUUGACAUCAGCGAGAAUUCUCUUUCAUUCAUCGACAUGAACGUCUUCCGUAACACUCCAAUGCUUGAAACUGUCAACAUUUCAUCAAACGAACUUACAGCAAUUGACAGAAACACAUUCGCUCAUCUUUCAAAUCUCUAUGAACUCGACGUUUCGAAUAAUCUUUUGAUUGAAAUGAUUGCCGGACUUCCACAGGCAAUCGAACGCGUGAAUUUGAGAGAUAACAGAAUUCAUAAUCUUGCAACAACUCCGGGAAGUUUUGAUUUACCAAACUUAAGAAUGGUUGAUUUGUCAAGUAACGACUUAGCAAGAGUUCAUCAAGUGUUUAUUAGAAGUCCACAACUUCGUGUUUUAAAUCUCGCGAGAAACAAAUUAGCGACAAUUGAAGAAACAAACUUCUUAGGUUUGAAUCGUUUGGAAGUUUUGAAUCUUCAAGACAACCAAAUAAGUGCAAUGCAUGAUCAUAGCACCGCAGCGAUGGUAAAUCUGAAAGAAUUGAACAUUCAAGGCAAUCGAAUGGAAAUUUUUGUUGAUAAAAUUCUCGACAGCACACCAAACAUUGAGCGACUUGAUUUAUCACGAAACAAUAUCAUUGAAAUUAUGCCAGACUCGUUCAGGAAGACACGAUCGUUGCAAUUUCUCGACUUGUCAGGUAAUUCAUUAAAACAUCUUCCAGAAAGUUUAGAGAAUUUAGAAAAUCUCAAAGACAUUGAUGUGAGUUUCAACCACAUUGCUGAGCUUUCACCAGAAAUCUUACAAUCGUGGCGAAACAUUGAAGAAUUCCGAGCAUCAAACAACAAAAUUCAAGAAUUAAGUCAGGGAACGUUUAAGAAUCUUCCUUCGAUUCAAUACAUGGAUUUAUCCAGCAAUGACAUCAUCAGCAUUCAACGUGGUGCGAUUAGAAAUUUACCAGAACUUCAGGAAAUUGUCUUAGCUGACAAUCGCUUAAUCGAACUCAGGGAGCGAGUCUUUGAAGACCUACCAAACCUUCAAGCAGUUCAUUUACAGCAAAAUAACUUACGAAUGAUUGCACCAAACACUUUUUAUAAUUCACCAUCAGUUUUGUAUUUGAAUUUAUCGACAAAUCAAUUUCGUCACAUGGAGAACAUCAAUUUACGUAACGCUCGAAAUUUGGAAGUUUUGGACUUGUCAAACAAUGAAAUUAAAAGAGUCACGGCGAAUCCUUUAAGGGGACUUGAUUGGCUUGUGGAACUAAAACUUAAUGACAACAGAAUCUGCAAGAUUCAAGGCGAACCAUUUUCAUCAAUGCCACGUCUUCGUGUGUUGAAUUUAAGAAAUAAUCGAAUGGGAAGAUUACAUGAAACGAACUUUAGAAAUCUUCGAAGUAACAUUGCGAUACUUGAUGUUGAUGGAAAUCCAAUCGAUUGUUCGUGUGACACGCUUUGGCUUCGUGCAUGGUUGAAAGAAACAAAUUCACAAGCUGGCCCGGCAUGUCGCGAUGGGACAAUGCUAAGAGAUCUUGACUUAAAUCGACAAGAUUGUAAUCAUCCAAGCUCUCAAAACUUGAAUCAAAUUCCCUUAACUAACGAACAUGGAGAUUUGUUCUUGCGUCAUAAUGAUUACGACGAUUGCGGACCUGUGAGUGGUGAAGGUGGUUACGAAGAUUUCCCUCCAAAUCAAAAUUAUUUCAACAAUAAUCAACGACCAUUGCCAGUAGAAAGUGAUUACUUCUACGAUCAAUAUGUUGACUUUCCCGUUAAUGAAACUUUGAACAACACAUUGCCGAAAAUAAAUCAAACUUCACCUUUUGUCGACUUCAAUCAAAAUAAAUUUAACAUGAAUCAUCUUCCACCAAUUGGACCGCCACCCCCACCGCAAUUUACAUUCUUCGGGAGACCUUUGCCAAGUCUUUCGUUGGGAAAUCUUUGGGGAUCAGGUAGAUCAGCAAGCAAUCGAGCGAACUCUGCUGAAAAUAAUUCACGAGGGAAAGGACGAGUGCAAAUAUUCCGACCUGGUGAUCCCGAGCUUGAUGUCAUAAUAAAUCGACCGAAUAAUGAGUUGGGACUUGGAGAAUCAAGGAAUCGUGAACCAGAAGCAUCAGUAAAGAAACCUGUCAUAGAACCUUUGGAUGAAAAAAUGGAUGAGAAGUUUUAUCGACCUUACUUCCAGACGCCUUUCUCACAACCAAAACCUGAGAAAGGUUUUUCACCUUUAAUUCCUGGCAUGACUGUCGGUGGUUUCAUUCCCAUUCACGAUCCAACAAAAAACGAUACGAAAACUUCACCAAUAAGUCAUGAUUGGCCAGCAGAGGAUAAUCUUAAAGAGGUGCCACUUGUAACAAAAUCUGAAACUCAAACUAAACGAACAUCAACCAGGCCAAGUUCUUUUGGGCAUAUUGACAAGAUUGGUUCAUCAACCAUAAGCCAUUUGGCGACAUCAAUUUCUCCAAUCUUAUCCACUUUAGUUCCCAAAGAUGAAGUAUAUACAGAAAAGUCGAAUAUUUAUACAAUUAGUGGUGAUGAUGAUGACGAAGAAGUAGAAAUUGAUGUUACGUCAGUUGAUUUUGAACCACGAAAUCCAAAUAAAAUGAAUUUCGAGCAAGAAGUUUACCAGCAAAAUCAAGAAUACAUGGAAAAACCAACUAAAUAUUCUACAACCUUAGGAACUACAACAUCAACAACAGAAAAUGUCAUGGUUAGUGACGGAAAUGAACACGUUGUGCAGCCACCGAUGACAUCAACAACAACGGAAGCAUUCCAACCAAUCCAAGAAUCAAUUGAAACUUUUGAUAACUUCAAUGAAAGCUCAUCACUUUCAGCUGAUCAUUUAAUUGCUCCAGGUAGCAUUGUAUCAUCUCAGGAAAUUACAAAUUCUACUCCGAAGUUUCCUACCAAAGCUGGAAAAAUAACAAAAGUUUUCUCUCCAGCCCCACCACCAGCUGGCGCUGCCAACAGUAAUGAAAUUUCAAAACUUUUAAGUCCUUUCUAUCCACAACAACCAACUACAACAAUUGAACCACCAACAAGCUUUGAUAAUGAAUAUCAACCAAAUCAAUUUUAUCCACGGACAUUCAAUGAGGAUGAAAAGAUCAGUGAAACGCCGCAAUAUGAACGUGACGACAUGGAAUGGUAUUUCAACAAUUACAAUCAGUCGGAAUCGAAUCCUAUUCUAAAUUAUAAUCUUCAACCUUAUGAGAAUACUUAUGAGAGAAGCUUAGCACCUAAAUUCAAUUCAAUUAGCAUUAAAAAUCUUUUAAUAGUUUUAAUUGUGAUAAAAUAUUUGGCCUUGUAA
This is a messenger RNA of Clunio marinus, 4674 nucleotides long. The record is from the annotation of a GenBank genome assembly. NCBI's taxonomy places the organism in Eukaryota, Metazoa, Arthropoda, Insecta, Diptera, Chironomidae.